Carcharodon carcharias (great white shark) is the source of this 1494-nucleotide messenger RNA. RefSeq names its product zinc finger protein 239-like. The transcript has 3 exons. Bases 736 to 1494 code for a protein of 252 amino acids. NCBI's taxonomy places the organism in Eukaryota, Metazoa, Chordata, Chondrichthyes, Lamniformes, Lamnidae. The record is from RefSeq and is a predicted model, not a curated record. Gene Ontology annotation, cellular component: nucleus.
CUCUCCCGAGUUCUCCGAGUGGCUUCUCACUCUGGCCGGAGCCGUCAGCCGGUUGCCUGGAAACCUUGGCUCGAGGAGUGGGAGGGGUAACAAUGGGUGGGGGCGGGGCUCCCGUGUCCGCGCGCCUGGCCCGAGGACGUCACCGCGGAGCAGAGUGAUUCCUAUUGGCUGAUUCAGGCAGGGUUCCAUUGUGGACGUCACAAAGCGGAAGUGGGACAAUGAGCUUCAGACUAAAACUUCCUCCUGUGUCCAACAUUUGACAGCCGGUGGGAAACUGACCCCGGGAGUCUCCAGAGAGAGUUUAAGUGAGAUGGCAAGUAAAUGAGUUGGCCAGCAGAGAGAUGAUGAUAUUCUGACCGAACAAAAUAAGUUGAUAUUAGAUGGGGAGGAUUUGCAAACAGAAAUCUUAAAAUAAACUUUACAUCAAUAUCUGACAGAGUCACUCAGUUCAUCGUGACCUGAAUAUCAUUGGCCUUGGAAUCUAGAAGGAGAAAUGUUUGUCUGUUCUGCCUGCUUCAAGAAAUUUUAAACAACAUUUUGACCAGAAAAGCACUGAGACCCACACACACGAGUGAGAGUGUUCUAGUGCACUGACUGUGGAAAGAGCUUUCACCAGUUGCACAGACUGAAAAAACAUUACACCAUUUACAUUGAGGGGAGACAUUAUACAUGUUCUGUGUGAGGACGAGUUUCAACUGAUCAUUGGAACUGGAGAGACACAAGGACACAUGCACCAUGGAGAAACCGUGGAAAUGUGGGGACUGUGGGAAGGGAUUCAAAUCCCCAUCUGAGCUGGAGAUUCAUCGACACAGUCACACCGGGGAGAGGCCGUUCACCUGCCCUGCGUGUAGGAAGAGAUUCACUCAUUCAUCUACGUUACUGUGGCACCAGCAAGUUCACACCGGGGAGAGGCCGUUCACUUGCUACGAGUGUGGGAAGGGUUUCACUCAUUCAUCCUCUCUGCUGACACACCAGCGAAUUCACACUGGGGAGAGGCCAUUCAUCUGUCUCGAUUGUGGAAAGGGAUUCAGUAAUUCAACCCACCUACUGACACAUCAGCGAGUUCACACUGGGGAGAGGCCAUUCAUCUGCUGUGUGUGUGGCAAGGCAUUCACUGAAUCAUCCAACCUGCUGAGGCAUCAGCGAGUUCACACAGGGGAGAGACCAUUCACCUGCUCUGAGUGUGGGAAAGGAUUUAGUAAUUCAUCCGACCUUAAAAAACACAAGGCGGUUCACACAGGGGAGAGACCCUUCACCUGCUCCGAGUGUGGGAAGGGAUUUACUGUUUCAUCCACCCUGCUGACACAUCAGCGCGUUCACACCGGGGAGAGGCCGUUCACCUGCUCCGAGUGUGGGAAGGGAUUCACUCAGUUAUCCCACCUGCAGGCACACCAGCGAGUUCACACUGGAGAGAGGCCGUUCACCUGCUCUGAGUGUGGGAAGGGAUUCACUCAUUUAUCUAGCCGGCUAAGACAUCAGCGAGUUCACAAGUGA